AACAAUGGCAUCUAAGAUACCCUUUAUACUAGUAGCAGUUAUUCUUCUGGGACACCAAAGUUUAGCUAAAAAAGGCAGCAACAGCGGCAGCAACAGCGGCAGCAAAAGUGGCAGCAACAGCCACAGCCACAGCAGCGAGGAGGAUAAUUUUCUUCCACCGGCACCAAGUGGCCCUCAGGACUGUGGUGUGGAUCCGUAUAAGAGAAGGGAUUGCGGAUAUCCAGGAAUAAGUGCAGCAGAAUGUCAUAAGAGGAACUGCUGUUUUGAUUCCAGCAUUCGUGGAGUUAAUUGGUGCUUCUUUUCUGAAUCACAAGAGUCAGCCCAGUGCUCAGUUGAUCCCCAGGACAGAACAGACUGUGGUUAUAUAGGAAUUAGUGCCAAUGAAUGCUACUCCCGUGGGUGCUGUUUUAAUUCAAGCAUUAAAGGGGUUAAGUGGUGCUUCUACCCAAAACCUUCAGAUCCAGUUGAAGAUAUGAUUGAUGAUUCUACUGGUGAUGAUAUAAACAGAUCACAGUGUCUUGAGCGAUAA
Messenger RNA from Bombina bombina (fire-bellied toad), 529 nucleotides. RefSeq names its product skin secretory protein xP2-like. Bases 5 to 529 code for a protein of 174 amino acids. The record is from RefSeq and is a predicted model, not a curated record. The transcript has 4 exons. Lineage: Eukaryota; Metazoa; Chordata; Amphibia; Anura; Bombinatoridae.